AGCAUCAUUUUGUGCCUUGGUUUUUGUUAUCAUGGGCACGCAGAAGAUGGCUAAAUACGUAGCGGCGAGGGGCCUCUUAUUGCUCUGUCUUCUGGUUUUCAUUGUCCCAGCCAAGGCCCUGAAGUGCCACUCCUGCUGGGGAUCUCUAAAGGAAUGCAAAUUAAAAGAAGUCACAUGUCCUGGGAGCAAUGACACAUGUGGAAGCGCCCUUAUGAUGGUGAAGUCUUUUCCUAUUAAAGAAGAUACGGUGAUGAAGGGCUGUGUCAGUUCCAAGACACCCCGCAGAAGCAUAUCUCUAUCACCUAGCGCAAUAGUCAAAAUGUCCCUUGAAGAGAAGACAUGUGACACGGAUCUUUGUAACGAAGAAACCAUCCAAGUGUCUGAGGCCAAAGAAAAUGACUUGAACUGCUACUCAUGUAUAUCAUCAGGAAAAGACUGUAACAGUGACAGUAUGAAUAACUUGAAAUGCCGUGGAAAACAGGACAAGUGUCUGGAUAUUUGGGUGCUUGGAAAUCUCAGUGACAUUACAAACGCCAACUUGAAAGGAUGUGGAGAGAUGAAUUGUUCUGACAGUAUGAUGUACACCAGUCGGCAGUCCUCCGUGUUUGUAAAGUGCUGCAAUGAGAAUUUCUGUAACAGCGAACUAGGGUUUAAACAGCCGGACCAAACGCCCAAUGGUUUAGAAUGCAUAAGCUGCAACACGAUUGACGGUGAAAGCUGUUCACCACCUAACAUCACAACGACCAAGUGCUACGGAUCCCUAACAUCUUGUUAUGAACUUGCAGGAAUCAACAUGGAAGGUGGUAAGUCAAAACCCGUUCUGCUCAAAGGCUGUGCUACCCCCAGCAUGUGUGACAGCUUACUCCUGCCAUUGUUAGCAAACCUGAGAGGCUCAAGAAUCCGAUGCUGCAAUGGAAGUAGUUGCAACAAUAACUUCACAAAGGACACUCUCCAAGCCAGCGGUUACUUUCCUGAAACAGGUAACCAAAAUGACCGUAAAAUUCAAGCUACCUAUAUCGGAAAAGACAGUGGUGUCAAAAAGCCCCUCAAAACAGGACAUGCUUUUAACAACCAUGGUUCUGGUGGCACCUAUGUAUCAACCCCAAAUUAUAAUAAUGAAAACAAUAACUAUAAUAUGGACGAUGAGAGGCUUAACACAUUUUCUGUGGUUGAUGUGCCCCCUGUUUCUCCCAAGGCUCCUGGUGGUAAACAAAAUGUCAAGGGUGGCUCUUGGAACAAUGAUAUCAAGGGUAGCGGUGCUAAUCCUACUUUUUCACUCUAUGAUGCUCUUAAUGGCUCAAAUCCUGGUUCUGUAGGCAACGCAAAUCCCUCCACUGUAAAAAUUCCAGACAGUCUUUAUGAUAACUUAGAUCAGGAGGACCAAAAUGUAACUGAUGACAAUGAUCUAUUUUCAGAAACUACAGAUGGGAAUGAUUUUGUAGUUGUUAGUGAAACUGAUAUAUUCUCUAUUAUUGAUAUUAUGCCAUUAGACGAUGAUAGCAAUCUCACUACAACCUCCCAAGGGUCAACCAAACUUCUUGGUUCUUUGUACAAUAAUAGCUACGUCAGUGGGACUAAUGCCAGUUCUCCUCUUUCUGAUGGCCUAAACAGCGCACCUUCAGAUUACCAAAAUGAAACUGAUGACAAUGAUCUAUAUUCAGAAACUACAGAUGGGAAUGAUUUUGUAGCUGUUAGUGAAACUGAUAUAUUCUCUAUUAUUGAUAUUAUGACAUUAGACGAUGAUAGCAAUCUCACUACAACCUCCCAAGGGCCAACCAAACUUCUUGGUUCUUUGGACAAUAAUAGCUACGUCAGUGGGACUAAUGCCAGUUCUCCUCUUUCUGAUGGCCUAAACAGUGCACCUUCAGGCUCUUUAAGCAACCAGAAUUUAUCCAAUGCAAAAACUCCAAGCACUGUUAAUAAUAGCUUAAGUCAACAGAAUGAAAAUUCAGCUGAUUACAAUGAUCUAGAUUCAGCUGAUCAGGAAACUACAGAUGGGAAUGUUUCCGUCGAUGCUAUUGAAAGUGAAACAUUCUAUAAUAUUGAAAUUUUCUCUUUAGAAGAUGAUGACAAUGUCAAUACAACCUCCCAAGAGCCAACAAGUCUUGAAGGCUCUUGGGACAGUGAUUAUGCAUCCGAAUCUUCGUAUGGGCUUAACAGUAACUCAUCCAAUUCAAAUUCAGCCACAGGGCAAGACUAUGAUUAUUUUUCUCAACAGGACCAAACUUCAAUUUAUGAUAGUAAUCUUUAUUCAGGUGGUGAGACAUUUACAAAUAAUUCUAGCACUGAUAAUUACACCAUGCACAGUGCUGGUAACUACCCUGCAGGAGUCAACAGCAAUCUCAGUACAACACCACAAGGGCAAAAACCAGGUGGCAAUACAACUUUGUUGUCAAGCAAUACCACUAACAGUAACAUUAGUAGCGUUCAACACAUACCCAACUUCUCAUCUGGCGAAUACGGAGCCAGCGGGGCACAUGGAAACAUCCCUAACAAAACUACACCAAGUCAAUAUAAUUGUUCUAGUUUUACAGGAGGGAUUUGUCCGAGUGUUAAUAAAACCCAGAGUCAGGGUCAUUCUAAUGGGUCUAUUUCUGCUGUGACAACAAAUAACUUUGUUUCUCAUGGCCAAGGAGUCAGCAGCCAUUCAGGAGUGGGUAACAAUGCUUCUAACUCAAAUUUAGCUUCAUCAGUUCCAAGACCCGGGUCUGGCAACAUCACCAUGACCACUAGCAGUGCUUAUGUUGGUAAUAGUAAUAAUGUUCAUAAGUCCCCUGUAACAUCACAGAUCCAACAAAAUUCUCAUGCCGUAUUCCAAAGCUCAGGAUAUACCACUAAUGUUCAUAACAUGAGUUCUGCUUUACCAGGUAACGUGAAUGGUCAUGGAAAUUCUACCUCUUCAACAGGAGACCAUGCUGGAGAAAACAGAGCCAAUUCAAGCAAUGUCUUGGUAGGGUCCUCCCCACCAGGAUGGCAUGGAAAUACCAACAACUCCCAUUCUAUGCCAAAAGAUAAUGGGUAUGGCUAUGGGAAUGGAAGCGGGUCUGGCAAUUCCAGCAUGGAAAAUGGACUUUACUAUGGUAAUGGCACCAAUCGUAGUAACUCUACGACCCACAGCAAUGGACUCAUUUCAAAUUCAAUGCCAUCUGCAGUACAUAAUAAUGGAUCUAGUAAUGGGACCAAUUCAAGCAGUAGUAAUCUAAGUAUGACUUCUGCAGGAGGAAGCUAUAAUGGGUCUUCCAGUAGCAACCACAGCACUCUUGGUGCAAAUCAGAAUGGCUCAUUUGUUGGAACCAGCAGUGGCUCAAAACCAGUGUCUACAGAUAAUGUUCAUAGCUACAGCAAUGGCAGUACCUGGAGCAAUUCCAGUGUUCAUAACCCACAUAUGCUGUCCCCUGGAGGCUAUAAUGGAUCCUAUGGUAACAACAGCAAUUUCAAUAAUAGUGGGCAUAGCUAUGUUGGUUCCAGUAAUCCUAACAGUACUAGUGGAGGUGGGAAUUUCAAUCAUUCUAACCCAAAACCAAACUCAGAAAAUGGGCUUUACCUCGGUAAUGGCACCACUCGUAGUAAUUCAUCGACCCACAAUGGCUCAGAUCCAACGUCUACAGGUAAUGUUCAUAGCAAUAGUAGUAAUUCAAGUAGUCAUAACCCACAUAACAUGCCCCCUGGAGGAUAUUACAAUAACAGCACUCUCAAUGCCAGUAAUCCUAACAUUACCACCGGAGGUGGCUAUUUUCAUAAUUCAAACAUGAUGCCCCCAGAGGGAAAUAAUUUUGGCAUUCAUGGCACAGAUGGAAAUAGUAGUUCAUACUGGAACUAUGACCCUAAUAUGUUGCCACCAGUAAUGAAUGGGCCACCAGAGGGAUAUUUUCCUGGAAACAGUUAUGACAGUAAUUACAGCAUUUAUGGCGCAGAGGGAACUAGCAAUGGCAAUAUUUUCAUGCCGCCGGGAGGAAUUGGUCACGGAGAGUCAAAUGGUAAUCAAAACGAUAAAAAUAGUUCAUACUGGAACAGUUACCCUAACAUGCCACCACCAGCAAUACCAGGUCACUAUAGCAAUGUGGGAAGCAACAUCCCUUAUCAUCUGCUACCAGGACUAAAUGGGUCCACUACUGACAACUACAACAAUCUAAUUAAUAUGUUGUCCAAUGCCACUGGUUUAAACUCAACAGUACUCUCUCAAAGAUUGAAAGGAGUAGAUCUGAAUAAACCUGGCAAUUUGGCUGCUGUAUUAUCUAGUAUCCCUGGUUUUGACCCUAACCGAUUGUCCCCUGCACUGAAAACAGCAAUUUUCAGCUACAAUAACAAUGUGAGCCAUACAUUUUAUAAUACCACUGGGUAUAACAACAACAUGCAUCCUUCAAACUGGAAUAUCUCAAAUUUAGCCAACAACAGCUAUUUUCUUAAUGUUCUGUCCAAUAUGACUAAUGUUAGCAUAGCUGUCCUCUCCCAAAAAUUGAAUGAGGUAAAUAAAGGCAACCAGCACAAUCUCACUGCUCUGUUACUUAGUUUACCUGACUUUGAUCGUUAUAGGUUACCCCCUGAAUUCAGAAAAGAAAUUUUUGGCAUGGAUACCAAUCUAAAUAAUACCAAUACUGAUGGGUUUAAUCACAACAUGGUGCCUCCAGGCUCAGGUUUUGGCAACAACAGCAAUUCUGGUAAUUUUGGGAAUAAUGGCACCUCUAACGUAAACACAUCUCUUUCUGGAAAAGAUACUGAUAUAACUUACAAUGGUGCUUCCUCUUUGAGAAGCAAAGCCGGAGUCUUGGCCAUUGUCUUCACAAUUACAUUGCUGUAUGUAACUGAACUAAAGUGAUGGACAGUAAAGAUACAUUUAGGAGUAGUUUGUUAAGUUAUUAUGUCUUGGUAAUGUAAUUUGUAUGUAUGUUGGAAGCCAUGUCUGUUUGUGUUGACUAUAAAUGAAUGCUAUCUGAAAAAUGCCCAACACAGUCGUCACAAUUCAGAUCCCAACCUGUAAUAAAAAUGAGAACACUGUAGUAUAUGUAAAAAAAUUAAAAAUUCCCUUACCCUUUUCUACUAACUAGGUUUAGUAUAUUAUACAUUUUGAAAUGUAAAGUUUAUGUCUUGUAGAACUUGUACACAGAAGUUAUUUUUUUACGCUUUCCGAAAACAUAUAAUGAUAUAUACAAUAUAUAUAAUUGCAGUUGGCUUUUGAAAUAAAAUAUGUAUGUAUACCACUUA
Messenger RNA from Rana temporaria (common frog), 5202 nucleotides. RefSeq names its product probable cyclin-dependent serine/threonine-protein kinase DDB_G0292550. NCBI's taxonomy places the organism in Eukaryota, Metazoa, Chordata, Amphibia, Anura, Ranidae. The transcript has 7 exons. The coding region runs from base 32 to 4816 and encodes 1594 amino acids. Gene Ontology annotation, cellular component: plasma membrane. The record is from RefSeq and is a predicted model, not a curated record.